Messenger RNA from Anarrhichthys ocellatus (wolf-eel), 7191 nucleotides. It is a transcript of the gene hmga2, whose product is annotated as high mobility group AT-hook 2. Gene Ontology annotation, biological process: regulation of DNA-templated transcription. Bases 401 to 730 code for a protein of 109 amino acids. NCBI's taxonomy places the organism in Eukaryota, Metazoa, Chordata, Actinopteri, Perciformes, Anarhichadidae. Gene Ontology annotation, molecular function: transcription coregulator activity; DNA binding. The record is from RefSeq and is a predicted model, not a curated record. The transcript has 5 exons. Gene Ontology annotation, cellular component: chromatin; nucleus.
UCAUUGAGUGGGUCCUGUUUUUUUUUUUGGAGUGGGCUUUUGGAUGCGCUUGUUAUGCCCACACUUCUCAGACGAUCCGUGCCGAGCUGUCACGCCUCGCUGCAGCGUGGUUCCUGCCCCCGGUGCCGAGGUGCCUUCUAGCCGAGUUUGAGUCGGAGCUCGGCGUCUCGGGCUCCGUCGCCCCCGGUGUUCCGUCUCCUUCUGCUGACUGAGCCAAAAGCCUUCCAAGCUGCUCACCGGCUCAUUUGAUCGGCUUCAUAGCCGCCGGUGCUGCUGCCCGAGCGGGAGACUUGUAGCCGGACGGCAGACCCGGGAAAGUGAGGGAUUGAAAGUAUCCCACUUUUAUUUCUUGCCCUUUUUUCUGUUCACCGGGAGGAACGGAGCAGCAGCAGCGGGAACAAUGAGCGGACGCGGGGACGAGGCCGGGGAGAGCUCCGGUUCCCAGGAGCCCACCACGGGGGCCACGGAGCCCCAGAAGAGAAGGCCGGGGAGACCGAGGAAGCCCAUAAAAGAGCCCAGCGGAGAGCCUGUCCCCAAGCGACCGAGGGGCCGCCCCAAAGGAAGUAAGAACAAGGGCCCCUCCAAGGCGGCGCAGAAGAAAGAUGAGGCGACCGGGGAGAAAAGACCCAGGGGGCGACCCAGGAAAUGGCCGCAGCAAGUCGUCCAGAAAAAGCUUACUCAGGAAGAAGAGGAUGAAGAAGAGGCUGGAGAGAGCCCAGAGGAGGACUAAGCUGCCACACCAUGAAAUCUACCUCAUUCAGCUGUCAGGUCUUUCAAAGGGAAAAGACUGCCUUGACCACUUAUUUUUGACUUUUUCCCACAUGCUAUUUUACUCGGUUUGAUUUCAGUUAGAGAAUUUUACACCUUUGCUCUGUCACUCAAUGGGCAAAAAUGUCCAGCAAAAACAUUCAGCCUUUAAAUUCCCUUUCAUACAUUUUAACAUAGGCCAUACCGAAUGCAGCAAAAGGAAAAUUUUAGUAGCUGUAUCGGUGAUAUCUCUUAUCAAUGUUAGCUCUUAUCGGUGUUAGCUCUUAUCGGUGUUAGCUCUUAUCGGCCGAACAGAUUCAAACAAGCACAGAGUUCAGCUCCACACAGUCUGGCUCUCAAAACAAACAAAUCAGGCAACAGACAGACACAACAUCGGCCCUGUACAACACACCUACACUCCUCAACGAGACACAAUGAGUACGUAAAUGUUUGGCUGUUUUUGAUUCAGGGUCCUCAGAGCAUCAUCAUCUUCACACGAGUGAGAGCUUUAGCAGAGGGAGCAUCAUUCUGAAGACUACUCUAUUGUACUGAGGUGCACAUACACACAGUUUUUCACACACCCUGACACAGUGAAUGACUCUCCAGACAUCGAUGCAGAAAUGAGACUGUUCCAAUAUAUUUCUAAAACAAACCAACCCGCCCACCCCUCACCCAGACUGUUAGGUCACCAAUCACAGGGAGACACAGAGAUCCUUCCUCAGGGCAGUGGUUUAUCCAUCAUGUUGGCUUAAAGCCAUUUAAAAAGAACUUGCUCAAGUCGUUAGCAUUGCCUCAGACUGAGUCCCCAAACAUCAUCUUUACAUUUAAAUAAAAAAGACCAUCUUCCUGUAUCCGCUCUCUCUAGAAAUAUGCAGGGAAGAAGCAGCACCCAAUGCAGAGUUGGAAAUGUCAGUGUAAAUGUUCGUCAUUUAACCAUGGCCAACACCAACCAUGCCCUUAAUCAAACAUCCGUUAAGGAUCAGUUGAAUGCCUUCGAUGGAUUACUGCUAAUUAUAGCAGUGGUAAAUUCCACUAGCUUGCAGAAAUGAAGAUAAUAAUGUAAGAUGCUCUGCUGGUACACUUACGAGGCAUUAGACCACAAUAUCAGAGCACAGGGCAGGACGUUAAAGGACGGUUGUUAAAUGUCAACGAAAAGACCAUUUAAUUAACUAAUAAUCUUUAGAACUUAAAUCAACCAAUUUGGAGUCUCUUCCUUUUGGCAGUUUAAAAACAUGACAGCUUUAAAAUCCACAUAAUGCAUUCAUUCAGUUUGUUCUUAGCUUUAAAACCUUGAUUCCAUCAUUGACCUCACACUGUCAAAGAUAAUAGACCUCAAGAACAAAAUCCACCAGAUCAAACCACACAUUACCUCAUGGAUCACUUGAUACCUGGAUUUAGUGGCAACGUGACAUCGGACAAAACCUGAUGGUAUGCAAACGCUUACUAAGUUAUUAAUGCUAAUAACUGAUAUGCAAUAUCUCCUCUCAUGAUUUCAAACUACCUCUGACUCAGCACAACCAGCUAACGGAAGCUGUUGCUCAGCACACAAACCAAUGCCAGGCAAGGCAGUGUGCCUUCAGAGGGCGAACUUUAUACUGUACAUUAAAGCGAGGUCAUGCCGGUUGGUUGUUGUCUUGUCAUGGGGGAAUUUGUCUGCGAUUGUUUCCUUUAAUUCAGUCAGGUAAACACUGCGUAAUCCAGAAAGAAGCAAAAGUCAGACAUGAGGAGCCAUGUGCAUCAACAUUAAAGGAAAGGUCUUUGCUGCAGCUGUGACCAUCUGUCCUGUUGGUUAUGACGGGUCUACAAAUGCUUUUACAAGGAGUGCACAGACAUGAAGAAUGUUUAUUAAAACUCAUCCAUACAGAUAACAUUAGAUUACAAUAUUUACCUAAAAAAGGUUGUGGCGCUGUAACCACAUUGUCAGAACAACAUAUUAAAAGGGAUAACCAAACCUGAUUACACCUGAAAUAUCGUUUUAAACUGCUCAGUGUGUUUUUAAACCACAAACUAAGUAGAUUCUGGAAUUAGCUGUACAAAAAUCACAGCAGACAUUUUUUAUGCGCACGUUGAAGUAUCGCAUAAAAAAAUUUGUAUGGCAACAGCAAAAAUUUAAAAAACGUCCUCAAUUGUGGAAAAAAAAUGUUUACGCUCGCUUGAGUUUUUUUUUGACAAGAAAUAGUUGAUGCGCGAUAUGGAUUAUGGAAAACGCCUUUGGCGAAUAAAUUCUGACGUAGCGAACAUUUAACUCACGUGACUGAUCUGCUGUUUACAUAUAUAUUUAUACCGUGUUCGUCUCCGGACAGCAUGGAACAUAGCUGAUACGAGCCAACACAACUGGAACUUGGCCAAUUAAAAGUAAUUCCCGAAGAGCUCUCUUCCGUAGAUGGUUAGAUGACUUAUUUUGUUUCCGGUUCGCAACUUCUACUUCUUCUGCUCUGUUUACAGGUCUAUGCUUUCGCCAAGAUUUUUUUUGCUCAAACCAAUUGAUGGAAACAAUUGAUGGAAAUUCGCAUUUCUUUUUUUUGCAACAUUUAAAAAGUUUUUUAGAAUUCGCUUGAUAUUUGGGUAAAAACUUUAAUGACACUUGUUGGGAUUCAUUCCUACACAAGGCAGGAAGACUUCCUCACUGAUAGUGAGAUGGAUGCGGGGCCAUUAGUUAUCCACCCUGUAACAUUUGUCUGUUUUCUACAUUCACCUGUUAAUCUGAGAAUGUCUUCACUUGUUUCCAACCUCUUUUGUGAAGAGUUGCCAGAUAUUAGCAAUGUGACUGAAAUGUCAUCAUAACCUUCAGACAUGAUGGUCAAAACUUUAGAAAUAAGACACAGGUAAAAAAAAAAUCUGAAUUUUUCCUUUAAUUGUAGACGACUCUCAAGCCUGCAGUCUUUUGCAGUUUCUAAAUCCAUUUGUCCAUAGUUAGACCGUGCAUCAAAUGUUACAGUCGUCAUCUUCUUCAGCUUUGGUUGUUUCUCUACAAAAUCUCUUCCUAGAAUUGAAGUGAAGUCUUGAGAGUUUGUCUCCAUCAUCACUUGGCACUGACUGUCCUGACGUUAUCUUCUUUAGAGAUUCCUGGAAAAAGCCUCCAUUCAGUGGCCUGUUUAUAAUACUUACAACACAAACGCAGCUAGCAUAUUACAUAUUGUUUUUCUUAUUUACCUUAAUGUUAAUUUGUAUCUCAACAUUGUAAUGAAACAGAAUCCUCUGCAAACUGGGACUUCGUCAACUUGAAUUUAUUUUGUUCUGAUUUACACAAUGGUUUAAUGAGGAUCAAGUGUCUUUAUGGCACUACAUGAUAUAACUACAAAUGUUGUUUUUUUGGUUUGAAUACUUCGAGUUGUUUAUCCUGAGUUAUCUACUACCUGUAAAUGUACAGUACCUCAAACAGACCGUUAAAAAUGGACUAAUCAAUCAACAAAUACCUACCUCCAGUCUCUUCACAUACAUGUAUGCUAUGGUCAUAUCAGGACUGCAGAAGCUCCUUACUUAAUGUAUCAGAUCAAGCUUCCAAUCGCAGUACAUUCUCACCCUCAAAGUGACUUUCAGGUUUUGAAACAGAUAUGUCUGGAUUUUGUAUAGUGUAUUCAUGAAUAUGUGUUAAUGUGUUUAAUUAGUAGAUAUCGAUAUACUUGAUUAGCUGUUUUGUGUACUUCACACAAAUGUGAUUUUCUUUUCUUGUGAUAUGGUUAAACCAGAUGGAAAUGGAAUUGCUUUUUACUUAAUGAUGGAUUAUACCAUUUUUCACCUGUCACCAUGGCAACCUUUGAAAAGUUGACAUGGUAUUUUAAACUGGGCCUGAGGUAGAGCCUCAGAGGAGGAGCUACGUUGAUCCUGUCAAACCUGCCUUCAUCAGCAACACCAGAAUGGAACCGUGGCCACUUAGCACAGGUUGUGGUAAACUCUCACCAACCAACAAUCUGCACAAUGUUUUGGAUCAUAAGGUGCCUUCAAACUGCAAAGCAAAUUAUCACCUUGAUUAAUUCAAAAUUUGGAAAAAAACGUUUUGCAAGAUUUUUUUUGGCCAGGAUGAUUUUCUUUUUUAUUCCUUUUUUUAAUUUGUCAAAACAGUUGAAAGUGUUUGUUGUGGUAAUACUCAUUUCAGCCACAAGAGGCUGAAGUGCAGCCCUGCCACAUGUUCUAAAUAGGAUUAAACGUUCGGUAAAUUAAAACAAUAUUCUUGGUGAAACCUGUUCUUUGGUCUUAAACACAGGAGACCAAAUGGUUUAUAUCAGAAUUUGAAUAAGGAUAACCUUUUGCUUUCUCACUUUCCUCUCAGGGCUUCCGUACUUAAUUGGACGAACAGAGAUGAGACAUAAUUAACUCCCAAAAAAAUGUAUUUUAAGUGUCAGAAGGCAGUAUGAUUUGGAAAACUACACCAGUAAUUACAAGUUACUAAAUAUAUUUCUAAUGCCAUCAAUACUUAUGCAGACACUUUGCAGGCAAUGCUGUUUCUAAUAAUCCAACCAAUCCAAACAGAGAGAAUCACAAGCUGCUGUUAAAUGAGCUACCUAAGGAAUACUCCAAGAACUGUGUGCAGCUGUUGAUGGCUGAUCAGUAGCUUUGAAUUAAUGGAGGCUUCAUCAUUUAACACCACACCAUCCAUCAGCCAGACGGACCCCAUGUGGACCUGCUAUUAGCAUGCUAUUAGCAUGCAUCUAUCUGGAAAAGGAAACAAGACGUGCAUCACGUGAUAGUACCAGGUGUAAAUGGGGUCUAAGUGACACAACUGAGCCCAUCAAGCUCCAGGCUUCGAGCUUUUUAAAGUUAGUCAUUUUCCUUCCUUGGAGUUCAGUAGAAUCCAAACCCCCUGCUGAACUUCUCUGGAGGCGAUGCUACCUCGCUGUUGGGCAGAGUGAUUGUAGAAGCUGUUGACAAGCUUUCAGCUCUGGGAGUCUUAAUGAAGUUUUCUCUUCAUGAUAUCAUGUUCUAGUACAAUCAAAUACAAGUUGCUACCUCCAGAAAGGCCUACUUUUACCUCAUUUUCAAACUUACUGUUAACAUUUCAGGUGUCCAAGAGCAUAUGGAGAACAUUUUAAUUUUUUAUAUAUAUAGAGUUUAUUUUUGUGGGGGAUGAAUUUUAUAAGAUUGUUUUUCUCUGCCUCUCAGUCACCGUUUGGUAAGACUGGACAUGUAACCUUUGAAAAAAGAUUUUCUAAUGAUGCAAUGUUUCGUAGUAGCAGAGAUGUUCUGUCUCUCCCUCUGCCUUGCUCCUUCUGUAUCAUUUCAAAUGUCCUCUACCGUAUCUAACUUGUGUUGCUUUCUCUAUCCACAUAGUAUUACUGUCUUUCAUUUCACUACAAAUUAUGCUUGCCUGCUAAACAACAUCUGUAUAGAUAUUUACUGCGUUUUAUCCAGCACAAUAAAACAAGUAUGGCAUCCAUAACAGAAACGUGUGAGUGAGUUUUUGAUUUCUGUUCUUUGAAUUUUUUACAGGGUGGAUGAAUCCUGUUUGGUUGUCUGGAACAACAUCAUAACAAAUGAUGUGUCAGCUUCAGUUCUCUAUCCUUAGAAGACUAUCUCUGCACUUUGUUGCGAAGGAUCCUCCUGGGGUCAGGCUAUUUGGAUACAGACCACGCCCUAUGAUUUACCUAUAAAACACCUAAGCAGCUGUGGAACAACUGAUUGUUUAUAUCCACUGGAGUCAGGGUGCUCAGUGUGACAAUCCUUGUUGUGGUAUUGAUAGAAAGAGAAAGAGUUUGUUACAGCCUUGAAGCUACUUACGAGGAUUAGUUUGUGUGUUUGUCUGCAAGAAUCCUCCCUAGAUUGCUUAUUCCCUUGUUAUUCGAUCUUUCUGUCUGUGGUUUAAAGUCGCUGCGCACUCUCACCAUCCCAUCGCUGUCUCUGGUGGCCUCCAGCAGCCCUUUUCGUGCCUCUUCUUUCCGGCGUAUAUACCUUUUCAAACUUAACAAUGUAAGCAUUCUAAGUGGGCCUUGCAAUCUUUGUUAAUGCAGUAGCUGACAGAAAGUAGAAUUGGACCAAAAUUGUUGCCCUAGCAACAGAAUGACAAUGAAAAGGUCCAUCGCUUGCAGGACUCAUGAACCGGCCUUGUUAGGACCCAUGCUGAGAGUGGACCUUGAAAGUUGGCUAACAGCGUGCAAGACAGUUCAAAUCCUCCAGUCAGAGGUGGCAUCCCUCCUCUGGUGAAGGGAAUAAGCCACAUGAGUGCGAGUGAGAUCGCUUCUGGGUUGCUGACAUUCUCUGCAGAUUUCAAGGUGCUCGUCCAGUAUGUCUGAGCAGUCAAGUAUGGCGAGAAAGCAGGGACGAUUGUGUGGGUUGUGGGGUUCCAAUAUCAUUGGAAGGUAGCAACGAUAAGUUUGUUUUGUGUUUGAGACAUUGUCCAGGGAGAACCUGCAAAUUCCAGAGAGACUUUGCUGCUUUUUUGGGAGGUUUCUCUCCGUUUGAAAGGCCCAGUGUAAAAAUUGGUGAAAUCGCUAAAGCCAGAAAGGAUAU